Molecule: messenger RNA, 402 nt
Organism: Pistacia vera
Lineage: Eukaryota; Viridiplantae; Streptophyta; Magnoliopsida; Sapindales; Anacardiaceae
Product: nucleophosmin-like
Exons: 2
Coding region: 1-402 (133 amino acids)
Source: RefSeq, a predicted model, not a curated record
AUGGGUGAACCCGCAGGCACCCGCGGUCUUCAACAUAACAUUCUCUCCCACCUCUCAAUCUCUUAUCGGUCAACUGGAUGUGCGUUAGAAGAGAGUUUCGAUGGUUUUGUGGAAGAGGAGGAGGAGGAAGAGGAAGUCGAAGAAGAGAAGGAGGUGAGGAAGGUUAUUGGAUCAAAAGCGGGAAAGAGUAAUUUAGGAAAUGGGGCUAAAACAUCACGAAAGAGGAAAAGGGUUUUGUAUGGAGAUGAAGAAGAUGAGGAUUAUGAAGGAGAGGAGGAGGAAGAGGAGGAUGAGGAGUUUACCCUUGAUGAAGAUGAUUGUUUGGAUGAUGAAGAGGAAUUGGUGGUCACGAAUAAGAAAAACAACAGUAGGAAGAAUAAGAAGUUGGGUAGAAAAGUCUAA